AUGAACCAAGCAUUCGAGAAAGUGAAGAUGCUAGUAGAAUAGAAGGGGAAGAUGAAGAACAAGGUGUAGCAACACAAGAAAGCGGUUCCUUUGCUUUUAUGGAUGAUUUCAAUAGAGAUCGCACCCUCUCCACUAAACAAGCAAGUAUCCAUGAGAGUCUUAAUGCAACUAGGUAUGUAUGA
Dovyalis caffra is the source of this 182-nucleotide messenger RNA. NCBI's taxonomy places the organism in Eukaryota, Viridiplantae, Streptophyta, Magnoliopsida, Malpighiales, Salicaceae. The record is from the annotation of a GenBank genome assembly.